Molecule: messenger RNA, 5134 nt
Organism: Anopheles darlingi
Lineage: Eukaryota; Metazoa; Arthropoda; Insecta; Diptera; Culicidae
Exons: 1
Coding region: 749-1234 (161 amino acids)
Source: RefSeq, a predicted model, not a curated record
ACAACCGCCGGAGCAACGACCGUGAAAACGUGAAACUCCCGACUAAACGCGUUCGCAUCGCAUAACAAUUAAUUCAUAGAAAAGGGUUCGAAAUCCAAGUGAAAUUCCGCACAAACGACAAAUUGCACCAAAGACGGUUUCAUAUAGCCAAAGUGUGAGCAAAGUAGGCGGUCGUGAAGGAGGAAGCACGUGCGUGCCUUGUCUUGUACCCCAGCUGCUAGCCGUUGUUGUGUAGGCUUUUUCCGGCAGGUAGAAACCAUAAAGUGAAAGUUUUCUUACCCAGUUCGAGUACGAAAAAGUGAAACAUCCCACAUCGUGGACAUUGUGCAUCGUGCGUGAAAUCGUCGGGUAUCGCCUCGGAUCGGCUCUUUUCUCCUCGCGUAAUCCGGCCUGCUAGUGUCCUGGCGUAACGCGUAGUACGCGCGAUUAUUGAUUUUCGGUGUGAAGCCAUAGUAGGCGAAAAAAAGCAAAAGAAAAAAGAACGGAAAUCGUUUGGCUGGCUACGUGACACCGACCACGGAGAGCACGACGACAACGCAGACGAGGACGACCACGAGGACGACGCCGAGGAGGACGUCGACGACGACGACGAAAGCAUCAAAGGGACGACGAAGAGGACGACGGAGACAAAACACCCUGCCGCGUGCUGUUGAUUAUAGUUCUGGUGGUGAUUCGUCCUCGCAAGGGAAGGAUAUCUCGUGAGUUUUUGCCGUCUGACCAACCCCCCCUCGUCUAAAAGUCCAACACGAUGGCGUUCAUGAUGCCGGUGAUGAAGAACGAGUUCGAUAUCUACAAGGGCAGGCAACGGCGGAUAUCCGAGUGCUCGAACCAAAGCAACUGCCGGUCGCGCAAGGUAUCGGAAAGUUCGCGCUCGGACGGUCCCAGCCUCUCGACCUCACCCGGCAACGAGGGAGGUGGUGGUGGUGGUGGCUUCCUGGCCGGUUCACCGGGUCACCGCAGCCACCCGAUGUACAUGUCACAUCUGGCCUCCCGGCCCCAGUUUUCCCGCAACUCGUCCCGCACCUCUCAAAGCUCACUGAUUGCCUCAAGCCCGUCAAAGGCCAGCACCGUCGGUUGCAGCCCCCCCAAGGGCCCGAACGGCGGUAAUGUGAUGCCCGGACCGGUCUCCUCCUCUGUUGGCAGCCAGAGCAGUCUCAACAAGUUCCACACCCGGUUGGUCGACAAGCUGCGGAAGUCGCUCCGCAAAAGCAAAUCCAACGACAGCCGCUCAUGAGAGGGGACCGGUCCACCGGAUUGUGUUGGUGGUGUUGAGGUGGGUGGUGGUAGUGGAGCUGCUACUGCUGCUGAUGAACAAGACGACGACGAAGAUCCUGAUGAUUUAGACGAUGUUGAUAAAGGAGAGCGAGGAAGAGGAGUGGUAGGAGAUGGAGGUGUUGCGCUGUGUGCAAAGCGGAUCAACAGUGCCGAUGAGAGUGGUAGCGACGGUCACCGCCGACGACGGACAGCCAGUGGAGACAGCGGAGAUCAACGAGGCGCAGGUUCAGUGGUGGUUGAAGAAGGGUUGAGUGUCUGGUCGGACAGUGUGCUACACAUCAUGCAUCACCGGAAACCACCGUUACCGCGUCGCCGUAGCAACACCCCGCCCACAGGCGGCGUUCCUUACGACGGAGCCGCGACGACGACGGCACCGAACAAGAUCCGCUCCAGGAGAGGUACAUUCAGUGCUCCACGGUAACUACUGGACGCUUACGUCAAGAUCAACCAACAGCAGCCACAACAGAAGCAGAUGCAUGAGUAGCAGAUGCAGUACACGGAGACACGGGUGCGCGCCGGAUAGUAAAAUUUACCCCGCAAUCACCAAUCUUACGGCAAGCCAUCAUCAUUAUCAUCAUCUAAUAUGCUUAUCAUCGGUAUCAUAGCAUACGAUAGUCUUGAAUAUUAUCGCUUAAUCGCAAUUGUAAUAGCUCUCUCUAUCGCUCUAUCUCGCCCGAAAUCGGUGGAAUGGAAAGCAGAGUUUUGGAUCUGGGUGCGAUAAGAUUUCUAGAUAACAACGAGAUCUAGCCUGUAAGGAUAGUCAAGUAUCAGAACAGAGAACAAAACAUCUAUCACCAUACACCAAUAUCAUCAUCAUCUCUCCCUCCCUCUCUCUACCUGUGCGUCAGCAGCUUUAGUCGGUAAACUAUACACAGUAAGGCUUUUCCUUUAGUCCAUAAGCCACAGCAACGCUCCCGCCGUACAGCACAUACAGUCACGGCGGGUGGCCUAUUUAUUUAAAUGUCCCGACUUCGACUCUUAUAGCAGCGGAGGAACUCGCUUUGACGACGGUUCAUCUCCCUACCUUAUCAGUGUGGGGCUGCUCUAUUGCGCAGCAUCAAGAGGUUCCAAAAAACGAAAAGGACGCAUGCAUUAGAAUUGAAUCAAGCGGUCUCGGGGGAAACACAACGAAAGGAGUCGGCAAACGUACAACGAAUGAUUGAGCCACGGGAAUCAACUUCAGGAAAUUGUGAUACAUCACUUCGAACAAAUAGUACGCAGAUCGUGUUUUUUUACGGUCGCCGGAAGAACCGAAACGUGGUUCUAGCGACACAGUUGCACAUUUCCCAAUGACCUACCACUUUUUCUCUCUUUCUCUCUCUCUCUCUCUGCGUUAAGCUGAUAAGGGCAGGGUGUUUUUUUUUUCAUUGGCUCAAUUUGACCUUUCCAGAUUUGAGGAAUUACGUUUGGAACUCGGAAGCGAAUUGAUAGAACGCUUUCGAAAAUGAGACAAAACGCAAUCGAAUACUAUUGAACGAGGGACGGAAUUUUACGAAGACAAAUACAAACACACACAUACACAUUUACUUAGCUGUGAUCGAAACGAAUGCAACAUGAGAUAUUUUGUGAAUGCUUUUACGUAAAAUACAAGUAAUACAUUAAUCGCACACUUCCCCUGGCAUCGCACACAGACACACAGAGCGUACCGGAAGUAGACAACAACACUCCAACGGACCUUUCGGUUAAUCAGGUGCAGGUUAAAGGUGGUCUAGUAGAGACUGGAAACACUAGAAAUCGGGAAGAGAACGAGCUAUGUCUUGCGUGUUAUGGUUUUACAUUAGCGCGCUUUAGUGUUCCACUCGGUCGUUAGCUCUGGCACGCGCACCGGUAUUCAGUGACCGGAUGUGAGAUUGUAAGGAUAAAUGAACCACACAUUUCGUCGUUCAAGCGGGAUCCGGAACGCCAACGAAGCAUACCAUGAUCGAUCAAACGUGCGGCAUUUUCGAUGAACUUCGGCCUAACGGAUCGAUAUAAAUUCUAAAUCAUCCUUAUGAACGUUGAAAGCCGGUAUCGUAGUAGGCAUUUGGCACAUAAUAUUGAAUCCGUUAUCCUUAUCCCCUCACAAACACAUACACACGGGCAUGCAAUCGUGGCAGGCGCGGAUCAAAAUUGGAAGGACUGUUGUCACCGUUACGCUUUAGUCCUGAGAACAAGCAUAUAUGACCAUAUAUAUUAUAUAUACAUGAUAUAUACAUAGAUAUCUAUAUACACAAUAUCAGACUAUUUCUGUGUAAUCAGAAACACGCGCCCCAUAUACACGUACAAAAGACGUGCGAUAAUAAAACCAUCAUCAAAGGGAUAUCAAAUGAAGCUAAAUGCAGCUAUAAUGCAACUAUUGACAUCGUCUGUCGCCCGCGGGUUCUUGUCUCUGGUUAGAGUUUGUGCGGACCGGUAGAGAGGAUAACGAUAUUUUUGGACAAUUUUUAUCUUCCCCGAAGUGUGUAGUCGUAGAACAUCCUUCCAAUGUAUUGUUUGAUAAACUCUUACGUCCAACGAUCCAUUCUGAAGUGUUUGCAUCGAUUAGCGAUGGUAGGCCCCCGAUGGUAAUGCCGGUUAUCGCUCAAUCAGCUGCAUGUGAACGCGGAAGGUGAGGGUUGUUAUUGAUUGCCGCAAUCCGUUGCGUGACCGGAGACUCGCUUCGAAGUGCAGAAUCGGAGGAAUUCUAUGUAGAUGGCAUGACACGAGCGGCUCUGGAUGCGAAAUGAAUUGAUGGUAUUUGCAUCAGAUGUAGUGUUUUUUGGUUCUCGGUUUUGAACCAUUUUCAGCGAUAUCUUUUUGGUAAAACCCGUAACACCACAUCGCAGCAUAAUCCAAAUUGGAAUUGGGAAGUUAGAAAUGAGGAAAAGGGUGACUUCCUUACGCUCACACAAAACCGUAAAAGACUGCUGCUGACUUAAACUCGAGGGUAGAACAAAGUAGAGCAAACUAUUAUCCGAUCUGCUAGGUUUAAUCGUUUGUUUUAAGUUCCUGUUGUUAGUCAAAUGUAUGAACAACCUCCUGUACGCUAGGUUUAGAAUGGUGAACAAACGGUUGCAAGCUAGCUGUACACCAGUAGGCUAGGUAAUGGGUACAGCCUGAGAUUAGACUGUCCCAGUCCCGGGGCACCAUUUAUCAUCCAUUACUAAUUGACCAACUAUUUUGAGAAAGAGCCGGUAUUCAGAUAGAUUCAGCAUGGAUUUGACAGUCAGUAGCCAGUUGCAAAAUCGAUUAAGUGGAUAGUUUUUUUUUUGCUUCUCCAUAUUUUCAUUUCAUUUUUGUUUAUAACACAAACGCAAAACAUUCCACCAUGCUAAGCCCAAAUUUAAAGACCACUUGCAUCUAGAAUAUAGCUCAAACAUCACACAACAAGUGCCAGUAGGAAUGGAACAGUAGUUUAGAAAGAAUUUAUAAGGCAUGAGAAAGACAAACCGACGAUUGAUCGUUGCUUGUGUGCCUGAAACUACUAGUACUACUACUAUUACUACUACUUACAGACACUGGUGUUCUGUGGUGGCUUUAUUUCAAUUAACUUCCCCACUACCUUAGCACCUAUAUCCCAAAUUGUAGUCUAAUCGUUACGAGAGAGGAACACUACGAAUUUCGUGAAUAAUAAAACCUUAUCUACCUAUUCUUAAGUCAACCUUUAGACGUUUCUUUGGGGCGAAAAAGAUAAAACUCUAGGCCCAGAGAGCCAAGCGUAGGCAGACGACACACACACUUAAUCCAAAUUAAGGCAAUUAUUGUAUGCUUAUUGAAAACCAAUAAAACUAAGGAACUGUUGUUCCAUCAUCAAGAUAUAAACCUACAGCUCGUAAAGAUAUUUCUUCUUGUUGUUAGUUCUCGCAAAAUUUGUUUCCGAAAACUCCGCUAUCCCAUCGCU